UAUAUAAUAGAUUAUAACCCAUUUGAGUUCUUCAAAUAAUUGGUUCUGAAGGCUAUUUUUUUCCUUCAUGGAAAUGGAACCAUCUUCAAUUUUCUUCAUGAAGAGUGAUGUUUCUAUUCCAGGACCCAACCAGUCUCCAAGAAACCAUACAAAAUAUAAGGAGAUCAUUGCAACCCUUCCUCGCAAAGAAAAUGUCCUUGGAGCACAGCGCGAUUCAUACAUCCAUGAAUACCAAGGUUUUUGGUGCACUCCAACUUUGCUAGAAGGCAUCAUGUCAGUGCAGGAACACUUCACAGCUCAACCUACUGAUAUUAUCAUUUGCACCCAUCCAAAAAGCGGCACUACUUGGCUUAAAGCCCUGUGUUUUGCCAUUCUGACAAGGGCACGAUUCAACGAUUCCUCCACAAAUCCAUUAUUUACUAAGUCGCCACAUGAUAUUGUGCCUUGGCUUGAAAUGUUUUAUUGUUUCGGCGGUACUAGAGACCCUGAACUUCCACUUUGGGCCACACACAUUCCCUACACUUCCUUGCCCGAGUCCAUUGCAGAGUCCAAGUGUCAAAUUAUUUACCUCUGCAGGGAUCCCAAGGAUUUGUUUAUUUCAUAUUGGCACUUUAUUGGCAAGUUACGUGGGGAGGCCAUUCCACUGGAGUUGGCAUAUCAGAAAUUUUGCGAAGGAAUAAAUCUUUACGGACCUUGUUGGGAACAUGCUUUAGGGUACUGGAAAGCAAGCCUUGAAUUUCCAGAGAGAAUGCUAUUUAUCAAAUAUGAAGAUCUAAUGAAUGACACCUUCCUCUAUGUCAAGAGAAUAGCUGAAUUCAUGGGUUGCCCUUUCUCCGCAGAAGAAGAGAGGCAAGGAUUUGUGAAGAAAGUUGUCGACAUGUGCAGCUUUGAGACUCUCCGCAAUUUAGAGGUGAAUAAGGGUAAAGUGUUGAACUCUGGAACAGGACCUUUCAAAGUUGAAAACAAUGCAUUUUUUAGGAAAGGUAAAGUUGGUGACUGGAAGAAAUAUUUGACAGCUGAAAUGGGAGCUCAACUUGACCAAAUAACUGAGCAGAAGUUGAUUGGUUCUGGAUUAUCUUCUCGAGCCCCAUAAAACAUCUUUAUGUGUCUUAAUUCUUGUUCUUAGUUCGAAGGCUUGCACUAUCUUAGUUCUUCAAUAAAGAUUUGAAUGUUGAUCACUCUUCUGUGAUCAACCUAAGCAUGUUUUUAAUUAGUGAUCUUAAUCAAGGCUUGUACUUUGUCUUCUUUUGUAAUAAAAAUUUCUCUGUUGAUCACUCCUGUGAUCAAAU
Hevea brasiliensis (rubber tree) is the source of this 1289-nucleotide messenger RNA. RefSeq names its product flavonol sulfotransferase-like. Gene Ontology annotation, cellular component: cytoplasm. NCBI's taxonomy places the organism in Eukaryota, Viridiplantae, Streptophyta, Magnoliopsida, Malpighiales, Euphorbiaceae. Gene Ontology annotation, molecular function: sulfotransferase activity. Bases 68 to 1093 code for a protein of 341 amino acids. Gene Ontology annotation, biological process: sulfation. The record is from RefSeq and is a predicted model, not a curated record. The transcript has a single exon.